Molecule: messenger RNA, 1504 nt
Organism: Pelobates fuscus (common spadefoot toad)
Lineage: Eukaryota; Metazoa; Chordata; Amphibia; Anura; Pelobatidae
Product: tachylectin-2-like
Exons: 4
Coding region: 107-1351 (414 amino acids)
Source: RefSeq, a predicted model, not a curated record
GAGAUAUCUGCAGACCUUUCCUGAUCUACACAGGCCAGAGACUGUAAGAGGAAACAAGAAGGAUCCCUGCUGGGAGUCUUGCGAUUUGCCUGAUCUCUCGCUGAUAAUGGAUACACCAGAUACCCUCCUGUUUACCGUGCAUGGCAACGUUGCCAGAGUUGGAUUACCUCCUAGAGAUCCCUUGGAUGGGUUUAAUGACAGAUCUAAAAUUGUAGGGAAGCUGAAUAAUGUCAGUAAGAUUGCCUUUAACCCAGAAGGGGUGCUGUUUGCUGUGCGUGGUACAGAGCUCUUCGCAGGAGCUUUGCCUUCAAAUCCAAACCUGGACUGGUUCUCUACUGCGAAGAGAGUGGGCAAAACCAACUGGGAUGGGUUAAAAUUUCUCUUCUUUGAUCCAAAUGGCAUUUUGUAUGUAGUUACCAAGAAAGGGGAGUUCUUCAAGGGUCCAGCACCAAGCAAUGAAAAUGUGUCCUGGCUUUAUGGCCAAGCCACCAAAAUUGGAAACCAAUGCUGGAAUGAAUUUGAUGCCCUUUUCUUUGACCCUAAAGGCAUCAUGUAUGCAGUAACAAAGGAAGAGAAGCUUGUGAUGAGAAGCCCACCAACCAAACCAGAUGAUAACUGGCUUGCCUCCAGCACAACCAUUGGAAAUAGAGGCUGGCGCAUCCUCACCCAUUUCAUGGCUUUCUCCCCAGAGUUUGACCUGUGGUGUGUGGAUUCAAAGAAUGGCAACAUCUAUAAAGGGCCAGCCCCGACCGUUACUAAUGCCGGCUAUCUGAAGUAUGCACAGAAGCUGGGUUGGGAUUACAAUAUGUACCCCCUCCUUUCCUUCACAAUUGAUAAAACCAUCCAGAGCAUUGUUGGGUUUGAAUUCCUGCCAGGUUCCGGGAAAAUUCUAUCGCAAGGCACAGAGGUGGUGCAGUCCCAGAUCUAUGUGAACAAGAGCAGCACUCCAUUAAAGCACAACUUCUCGUUCUCAAAGACCAUGACUGAGAGCAGCACCUUCAGCCAGGAACAUGGAUUCACAGUCUCUGUUGGUGCAGAGAUGGGCUUUAAAGCUGGAGUCCCAUUCAUAGGGGAAACCGAGUUAAAGAUUUCCAUCAAUGCGAGCACAACUCAUACCUGGAACUUCACCAAGACCAAUGAAACUCAGACUACCUUCUCCUCCAGUACAGAUGUGGAGGUACCAGGUGGACAUUCAAUACGUAUGGUGGCAUCUGUGGUAAAGGGAGAAAUGGACGUGCCUUACCGUGCCAAGGUCCGCACCUUGUUUGGCUAUGAAUCCUACAUCGAGGGAUUAUGGAAAGGGGUCACUCACUAUAAUCUGAUGGUCAGCCAGGAAGACUACAAGCCAUGAGAUAGACAUGACUUCUAAUAAAGCCAUGCAAUCGUCCUGCAUGGAACCUGAUAAGGGCAUAGUGGCAACAGUUCUAUUCAUGGUCUAAUAUGAAUGGCUCUGAAAGUUUAUCUGACAUGCCAUGUUUUGGUGAAUAAAAUGUAUGUUCUAGAA